Molecule: messenger RNA, 2660 nt
Organism: Anastrepha ludens (Mexican fruit fly)
Lineage: Eukaryota; Metazoa; Arthropoda; Insecta; Diptera; Tephritidae
Exons: 5
Coding region: 1791-2204 (137 amino acids)
Cellular component (GO): membrane
Source: RefSeq, a predicted model, not a curated record
AAUAGCAGUCAGUUUCUGUUCAAGCUUCGCCCCAAUUGGACGUUUUCGAAAGGACUUGAUGCGUUGGAUGGGUAGCAAACGCGCGCGUUUAAAAAAAAUUAAUAAAUAAAAGCUUUAGAAAACAAGAAUUAAAACAAAAAAGAAAUUCUAAAAUUUAAGAAAAGUGAAAAUCAUUACUCUCUGCUUAUGUGUGUGUCUGUGUGCGCUUGUGCUGCAAGCAUUUCUUUUAGCGCUCACUAUUUCAAUGGUUUGCAGUCCUCAACUUCUUCCUACACCACGCGUUUGCUCCUUAAAAAGUCGUCUUGUUUGUCUGGUCAUAAAUAUUCCUUAGUCCCUGCAAAUAUACCACAGACUCUUCACAGUGUUCCCUUUUGUGCUGUUCAGCUUUAACGGCAGUGAUUGCAGUGCCAUUGACAAAAUAAUAAAAACAAAAUAAAAGAAAUCUGAUAUUCGGCUGGCUCUGCUCACAGCUGCAUUGCAACCGCAAAGAGUGUGGCAGUUGCUGCUGCAGAAGCGAGCGCCUGCUUUGCAUUGGCUCCAUUGAAUUUUAGUAGUAGUAGCUACUAGAACAGCAGCCAAGAAAACCGCAAUAACGCAGCGCCGCCUGCAAAAAGUAAAAUAAAAGUGCAAAAAUAUCACAACCACAACGACAACCAACCGACCAACCAGCCAGCCAAUAUUACCAACGUAAAAAAUAUAACAAAUAUUCUAACGCGCAGUGAAUAGGAUGAAUGCCAAGAAUAGGAAAACAAAAACCAAAUAACCACCAGUGACAAAAAAGAAAGUAAUGAGAAAAAAAAAACACAACUUAGAAGAAACUAACGAAUAAACAAAAAUUUCUUUAGGUUGUCUGUCGCCGUACUGCAUUCGCAUUGUUGGCAUCUAAUUUAUAGAAAUUGAAUAAUUUAUUGCGCGCAGGUAAUUGCGGGGGUGGCGAAAUUCACAAAGCCAACACACAAAUCACAGAAGCGCAAUAACGAAAGUCACAGCAACGAGAUCCAUACGCCCUGUCGCACCACUCAGCGCCAUUUGCAGAGCGACGCUGAGGCGCACAUAAAUAUUUCGACAGUGUCAUCAUUAAAUUCCACGCAUAACAAAUUCUUGUGAGCUUUAAUGAGAUGUAGUGUAUUUAAAUUGACAUUUGUACAGCUAUAAAAAUUAUAUGCACCCACACAUACGAGAGCGGAAUAAUUGUAGAAUAUAACUAGGAAAAAAAAACGUGCCAGUUGUACUUUAAAGUGAAAUUAAAAGAAAAUUAAUUUAAAAGAAAAAAAAUUCAAUUGAAAAAAAUUUAAUAAAAUGAAAACAAUUAAAUUAAAAGAAAAAAAAAUUAAUUAAACGAAAAAAAAUUUUAUUAGAAAAAAUCUUGUGCUAAUUCGCCCCUCACUGUGAUAUAACUUAGAAAGGAAAAGUAAAAAAAAAACAAAAACAACAAAUAUAUAAUACAUAUAAACUACUUUUCGUACCUUAAUGUGCUAACAAAUCUACUCAUUGUACAUGAAAUUCAUACAUAAAUUGAAUUGAAAGCCAACGUCGUAACAACCAUCCAAGUUUUAAGCGCAAUUUAUAGUUGAUUAUCAUCCACAACCACAACCACUCACACAACAUAAGCACAUUGUUCAGCGCCAAGUGACAAUAGCAACAACAAUAGAAGAAAAACUAAUCGAGAAAGAAACGCAUUUGCAUAUUAAAAGCUUUCAGUGAAGGAUUUUCAAGUGGCGCCCCCAGCUAUCAACCCCCAGCAUCGCCAGAGAAAACUCGAUACUUGUUGCAGGAAAAUAUCGCGCGCGAUGGAGUCGCUACAGAAGUCAUUUUUCACGCUGCUCUUCACUCUAUGCCUUACAUUAAGUGCUGCUCUCGAAGAGGACUGCAUCGAUUUCCAAGGCAAUUCAGUAAAUCAUGGCAUGCUGUACGUACCGGGGCCGGGAGUUUGCAGUCUAUGUGUCUGCUAUCAUUCGGAGCCGCUGUGGUGCAAGGCCAUCUACUGUGAUCCACCCUAUUUCUGCAAAAAUUUCCGUGUAGGCGAGCGUUGUUGUGAAUUCGAAUGCUUGGAUCCGCCUGGCGAGGAUAAUAAGUAUCAAGAGCGCAUGCGAAAACGCGCCGAAAUAUUGGCUGGCAAUAGCACAGCAUCGCUGCACAUCACCCCGCUGGCCGUGUCCACUAUAGUGUUUACGGUGCUAACGAACAGCAUUUUCAAUUUAUAACUUCAAGCGAAUGGCGAAUAUGCAGAUUGCGGAUGGUGGUGAAGCGGAUGGAAGUGAAGCGGUUGAAAGUAAAAAACAAACAAAAAAAAGAAAUAUUAAAACCUAAAGUAGCAAAUGGAAAGCGCCUUAUUGGGGGAGUAGUGGAAAUGUGUGAUGGUCGGAGGUGUAGUAAGACAUUUUUGCCAGUUGCGUGUUAAAUACGAUUAACUGUAAAAUCGUAUAGAUUAUAUGCAUAUGAAUUUAGCACAUUUUUUAUAUACUUCAAAUAACAACAAAUUAGUGCGAAAGCAAAAACAAUCUUAGCAAAAGUAAAAAAUCAAAGAAUCAAAAAAUUUAAAAAUUUAAAAACUAAAUAAAUGCAAUAAAAAAAUUAAAUAUAAUUAAUUACAUAUAAAAAAGAAAAGCAAGCGAACUUUCAAGGUAUUUAUCUAGGCAAAUCAGUGAAAAAAACAUAUG